AUGUUUGUUGGGUCGAACGGGAGCCUCCUGGUGAACAACGCCCACCCCGCGUACCCGCACCUCGUGGACUUCCUCACGUCAUGCUGCGAGCCCGUCUGCCGCACGCUGCACAUGAGCGAGUAUGUCAUCUCCCCCUCGUCCCUUUCCGCGGCGAGCGCUGAGGGGACGUACUCGACGGCGAUGAUACGAAACGUCAUUCGGUACUUUCGCCUGGACGAGCAACACCGACUGCCGGUGGACUUGGAGAAGUUUGCGUCGCUCAUGCGGCGAUUGGAGGAAGUGGCAGACGUGGCGUCGGAGGCGGCACAAGUGUUGCAGCAGCUGCAGGGAAAACAGGAGGCGGAGGAUAAUGAGGUUGGGCUGAAGCGGGUGAAGAAAGAGAAUGGUGAGGCGGCCUCAUUGGUGAAGCAGGAAAAGGCUGAGGAGGCGGCCGUACCAACGCGCCGUGUUCUCUCGCUUGUGCGGGGCGUCGUGAUUCGGCCGGAGCCGCUUGUGUCUCGUGCAUUGUGCUGCCCUGACGCUCUCCGUGCCUUGCCACCGGACCUUGAGCAGAUGCUCUCGGAGGAGGAGCGAUCGUCGCGGGUACGUAUUGUUCUCCAGCCACAACUGCGUUCCUUCCAACGACAUCAAUCGCAUCUGCAGCAGCAGGCGCACCAUAAAGAUGAGGAGAGGCUUGCAUACUUUCUUGUGAGCCAGGACCGGAAGCACCUGGAGUUUCUGGUUAGCCACCUGCAGGAGUUUUUGGUGCCUGUAUCCCUCCAUGGUGUGAUGCGGUGGGUGCUCUCUGACGUGGACCGGGGCGUGGAGGAGAAAAGUGUCGUGGAGAGCGGUAGGGCAAAGACGUUGCGCAGACUUUUUGACACCCCUCCGGCGUCCUGCGCGUCUACGUUGGGUAAUGCUGGCGGCACAGGGAGGAAGUAUUCCCGCCUAGUUUACAAGAGCCAAGUAAAAGAUGGGAAACUGCGCAAUGUGCGGGAGCGACUCUUUAAGGAACUUGGCGUCUGUGCGGAUCUCUUCUAUGACUAUGGCCAGGAUGGCACCCUCGCCGUGCGGGAUUUGGCGCUUGUUGAGGAUGUGCGUUUGCGUCCUUAUCAGGUGGCGUCAUUGGAGCGCUUUCGUUGCGGAAACAAGGCCCACCAGGGGGUCAUUGUGCUGCCGUGUGGGGCGGGGAAGACGCUUACGGGUAUUGGGUUUGCGGCAACCCUAAAGAAGCGGACAAUUGUCAUGUGCAUAAAUGUCAUGUCUGUCCUACAGUGGCAGCGCGAGUUCCUUCGUUGGACGAACUUGUCGGAGGAGCAGGUGACGAUGUGUAUUUCGGAUAAAAAGCAAAUGCCAGGGGACGUGUUUAUCACGACAUACAGCAUGCUUGUCGCACGGCGGCCUGGUGUGCCUGAGCGGGAGCAGCGGGAGGAUGCGAAGAUAACUGCCCGCAUCCUUUCCAGCGUUGAGGAGCAGGCAUGGGGACUACUACUGCUGGACGAGGUGCACACCGCCCUCGCCCACCACUUCCAGGAGGUGCUCAACAAAGUCAAGUACAAGUGCGUGGUUGGCCUCAGUGCUACACUCUUGCGUGAGGACGACAAGAUUGGCAAUUUGCGGCACCUCGUGGGGCCAAAGCUGUACGAGGCCAACUGGCUGGAGCUAACACGGGCUGGGUUUCUCGCCCGCGUGGAAUGCGCUGAAGUACAGUGCCCGCUUCCUCUGCCUUUCUUCACAGAGUAUCUAAAGAGUCAGGCGGAGGAAGACCCGUUUGCGUGCCGCGGGACAAAUACACUUGCCCGUGCUGUGGUGUGCUUCAAUCCGUACAAGCUGUGGUGUGCGCAGGCCCUGCUGGAGUUCCACCGCAACCGAUCCCCCCCAGACAAGGUCAUCAUUUUCUGCGAUGACUUGGAGGGGGUGCAUUACUACGCGCAACAUCUUAAUAUUCCCUUCAUGGACGGGCAUACCUCGGAGAUCGAGCGUGCUAACCUCCUGCAGUACUUUCAGCACUCCAGCGACGUCAACGCAAUCAUUCUCUCUCGCGUUGGCGAUGUCGCGUUAGAUCUUCCAUGCGCAUCGGUUAUUAUUCAGCUAUCCGGGCUGGGUGCCUCACGUCGUCAAGAGGCGCAGCGACUGGGUCGCAUUUUGCGUCCUAAGCCACCCUCACUGGACAACACAUGCUCCUACUUUUACACACUUGUGUCGCAGGACACACAUGAGGUUCAGCAGAGCUAUGGGCGACAGAGUUGGCUGCGGGAUCAGGGCUUUGCGUAUCGCGUGUUGCAAUGUGAUUCCGUACUGAAGGAAUUAUGGCGUACCGGGGGUAAACCCUGCUGCGUGGGACAUCCACAAUGGUGGUAUGAGACACUAGACCGUUCGGCACUGUCCGCAGUGGGUGGCAAAGGUAGCCUUUGGAUUCCAUUUUCACGACAGGCCUCGCGCCGCAUGCAGUAUUUCUUUGUGCGUGGAAGAGAAGGCUGCGAACUGGACUCUCCCUUACUUGCUGACACCCCACGAACAGAAGAGUUAGCUGUUGGCGGUGUAGAAGAAAGGUGGAUUGUGCGCUUCAGUGCUUCCAACGCUCCAGAGACGUUUGGCACCGUACAGAUGGCCGAGGACAACCCAACCCUGGUGCGCCGUAUCUGUUUUGGCCCGCUCGAUAACGAACACGACUGCCUAAAGGAAGAAGGAGACUGCGUCGAGUAUGUGCUAGAGCAGAUGCGGUGUUUGGUCAAGAAACGGGCAAAGCCGCGAUGA
Molecule: messenger RNA, 2736 nt
Organism: Trypanosoma rangeli
Lineage: Eukaryota; Euglenozoa; Kinetoplastea; Trypanosomatida; Trypanosomatidae
Product: putative DNA repair helicase
Exons: 1
Coding region: 1-2736 (911 amino acids)
Biological process (GO): nucleotide-excision repair; transcription initiation at RNA polymerase II promoter
Cellular component (GO): transcription preinitiation complex; nucleotide-excision repair factor 3 complex; transcription factor TFIIH holo complex
Molecular function (GO): ATP binding; DNA binding; 3'-5' DNA helicase activity
Source: RefSeq, a predicted model, not a curated record